CAAUAGGAUGGCUGGAGCUGUAUUGUGCAGUAGCUUGACCUCACUUCCAUUCACAUGCUAAUGGCUGCCUAGAGCUUCAGGCUCAUGGUGAAACCGACACCGCCAACCUCAAAAGCUGCUGGCAUCACACUUUGCUUUAACGUCAACAGUAGCAACGACAUCAACAGCCAUUGCCCUGGUCACAUCUCCGAAAUGGUCAGCGUCAACUCAGCCCCCCCACCGUACUCAGUGCUCAAUGGUGGUGCGAAUGCAGCGACUGUCCACAAGCUCGUUGUCGGCGUCGACUUCGGCACCACUUACACCGGCAUCAGUUGGGUGUCUACCGAGGGCGGCCAUGUCAAGAUCUUGGAAGAUGUUCAUUGCGUGAGAGACUGGCCAGGACCGGGAAGAGACGGUGACUUCUCCUGGAAGACUCCAUCUCGCAUCGCAUAUGCCAAGGAGAAUGAUAACGCAUCGAGCAACGCGUGGGGCUACGAAGUCUUGCCACGCUACAAGUCCUUUGCUUGGAUGAAGCUGCUUCUCGACCCAAAGCAGGCGACUAAAUACGAUGAUCCAAGCCUUGGCGACAGUGAAGGUACCGGUGUCUUGAGCAGACCAGCAGGCAAGUCUGCCGUUGAUUUAUGCGCCGACUUCCUGGCUGAAGUGGGCAAAUUUGCGUACGAAUCGCUUUCCAAACGCCUAUCUGUCGAAGUCUUGAAGGCCACUCCCAUUGAGUUCUGGUUCACUGUUCCCGCUGUGUGGAGUGACAAGGCCAAGGCCGAUACUCUACGGGCUGCGCGCAAGGCUGCUAAGCAAGCAAAGCUGAAGAUUCAUGCUGAGAGCCAAGUCUUCCUCAUCCGCGAGCCAGAAGCUGCCGCCGUUGCUACCCUGUCUUCGCUCACGCAAGGAGGAUCCGAGCAGCAGAUCAAGGCGAAUGACAGUAUCAUGAUCUGCGAUUGUGGCGGAGGUACUGUCGAUAUCACUACCUACGUGAUCACUGGCAUAACCCCUAAACUGGCGUUCAAGGAGCUGUUGGUGGGAACUGGUGGAAAGUGCGGUUCUACCUACAUCGAUCGAGAGUUCAUCAAGUUUAUGGAGAAGAGAUUUGGUGCUGCCUACACUAACUUGAAGUGGGAAAAACGCGGGCCAGCAAGUCGUCUCAUGAAGGACUUCGAGAGUCACAAGCGCGAUUUCGGCAAGUCGAAAGAUGCCAAGCGAUUCUACGAAAUGCAGCUCUACAUGGAAGACGUUGCGGAGUCCAAGUACUACGACGAGGACGAUUUCAUGGUCAAGAUCUAUCGUGACGACCUCAAGAAGAUGUUUGAGCCAGUGGUCUCUAAGAUCACUGCUCUGCUGCAGAGUCAAUUGGAUGCUGAGAAGGCACAGUUUGGCAAAUCAACCAUCAAGACGAUCUUGUUGGUUGGAGGCUUUGGAGACUCAGCUCAUCUCAAUGAAGUCCUUCGCAAGUGGUGCCAGGAUCGUGGAAUCAAGCUACUUUGCCCAGAGCACCCGCAAUCUGCAAUUGUGCGUGGUGCUGCGUUGAGCGGUCUUCACAGCAUUCAGCCGACUUCUCGCCGUUCCCGCCUCCAUUAUGGCUUCUCCGUUCACGAGGCUUUCGACCCCCUACAGCACGACAUCCGCGAUCGAUUCGUCUGGGAGUGGAAUCAAACAUACCGGGCCAAGAAUGUCAUGCGCUGGGAGCUGUGUCAGGGCGACGUUGUCGAUGAGACUACCAACGUUGAGUGGGCCUUCUACCAGACCAUCUACCAGAACGAAGGAGCGCGCGAUAACCGUAGCACUGUCGAUCUGUACUGCAGCGGCGCUGAGGAGGAGCCCAGACACCGAAGCCACGCUAGUAUCAUCAAGCUCGCCACCAUCAACCUCGACUUCAGCAAUGUCGAUAUGCGCAACCAUGCGUACAAAAUGGUCAACCGCCGCCGCAUGUGUCGCAUCAGCUGCACCAUCCGCAUCUUCUUCGGUCACCGGCGUGGAGUCCUGGUCUUCACCUGCAUCGUUGACGGCAAGGAGAUCGGCACCACUGAGGUGAACUUCGAUGGAAACAGCAACGUUGACGCUGUUGAAGGUCCAGGCGGCGCUGGCGGCUCCAUGGCACCUUGUGCGAUGCAGUAGACAAAGCCCGCAGGGAAAAUUCGCUGCACGCAACGACCGCAUGCAACCAGCUUGAGGCGUAACAAUAGCGACAGGG
This is a messenger RNA of Cercospora beticola, 2185 nucleotides long. RefSeq names its product Hsp70 family protein. Gene Ontology annotation, molecular function: ATP-dependent protein folding chaperone; ATP binding. The record is from RefSeq and is a predicted model, not a curated record. Lineage: Eukaryota; Fungi; Ascomycota; Dothideomycetes; Mycosphaerellales; Mycosphaerellaceae.